Messenger RNA from Zeugodacus cucurbitae (melon fly), 946 nucleotides. RefSeq names its product coiled-coil domain-containing protein 103. The transcript has 2 exons. The record is from RefSeq and is a predicted model, not a curated record. Gene Ontology annotation, cellular component: outer dynein arm. NCBI's taxonomy places the organism in Eukaryota, Metazoa, Arthropoda, Insecta, Diptera, Tephritidae. The coding region runs from base 97 to 357 and encodes 86 amino acids. Gene Ontology annotation, biological process: determination of left/right symmetry; inner dynein arm assembly; epithelial cilium movement involved in extracellular fluid movement.
CGAUCAAACAUUUGAUUGAUUAGAAAUUGAAAGAAAAGCAAACAUAAACAAAUUCAAACAAAUAAAUAUUUUAUUUUGCCCUAAUCACAAAUAAUAAUGUCAACAUCGCCACAAAUAGACAAAAUAUCACCGGAAGAGUUAAUGAAGCUACGUAGUGAAUGCAUGGAACGCUUACGAGAGGCUAAACUCUACGAAUUGCGAAACGAUGCCAAGUUGCGGGCAGUGAAUACAACUCAGACAUAUGAUGAAUUCAAAGACAUUGUGGAUGCGGCUCAUUUACAACCGAUUAGUAAACAGGAUAAAAUGAAUGCGAAGACGAAGAGUCGUUUGUGGAACUCAGCAGCUCGCGAAAAUUAAUUUACUAACAUAUCACAGGACUGUUCUAGGACAAUUAAAUAACUGAUCGAUGUCUUGUAAUUCUACAAAUCAGUCGAUUGAAAAUUAAAAUAAAUACACAAACUUAUAUUUUCGAAAUGCAAGUUUUAUUAUUUUUCUCAUUCUAAUCUCGUUAUUAGUUGCUUAGAUAGAGUUGGCGUUGUUCACAACCCAGGAGUGGUAUGAAGCGACAUCGGCAUAAACACCGGGGUAUCUGGCAACAGCACAGCCUUUGCCCCAUGAAACGACACCAACAAGUACACCACCGGAUACCAAUGGGCCACCGGAAUCACCUUGGCAAGAAUCCUUACCGCUGGCAGCAGCACAGACCAUACCGGACUUAAUGGCCGAACCGUAACCGUAUGAGCUGGAGGCACAUUUGCUGCGAUCGACGAUUGACACGUUGAUGUAUUGCAAUUGACUGGGGAGAGUGUUUGAGCCAGAUUUCUGUGUACCCCAACCGGAUACUGAUGCGGAGGCGCCAUUGCCGGGUGUGCUGGUAGCCAAGCCAAUAGACCUAACGUUCGAGCUGAAUGACAGUGAUGAGGAUAGUUUGAUGAUGGCAAUAUCG